Molecule: messenger RNA, 4299 nt
Organism: Tetrahymena thermophila SB210
Lineage: Eukaryota; Ciliophora; Oligohymenophorea; Hymenostomatida; Tetrahymenidae
Product: zinc carboxypeptidase family protein
Exons: 10
Biological process (GO): protein side chain deglutamylation
Source: RefSeq, a predicted model, not a curated record
AAGAGCAAGCCAAAUUCAUUCAAUAAUUUAACAAAAAUAUUUGUUAUUAGUUUCAAUACAAGUAGUAUAAUAUUAAGAUUUACUUAGCUAUUAAUUAUUUUAGGUAGUUUAGUUUAAGUUUAUUUAGCCAAAGAAAGCUAAAUUAUAUCCUAAAAAUAAAUUCAUUCUAAAUAGUUGUCCAUGUGGAGUUAAUAGAUUUAGAUUAGUUAAUUUCCAGACUAUGCUGACUCAGAAGAAAACGAAUCAGUAUGCAAUUCUUAAGUUAAUUCUAGCAAACCUUAAAAAGAGAGUAUUCUACCACCUCCAAAUCCUAUUUUAAAUCAUAGAUAUGGAGAUGAUGAGAUUAAAACAGCCCUAAAAGUAGUUUUUAAACCUCUACCAGAGUUUUCAUCGUUAAAUUAAGGGGAAAAGUUAGGCGGUAGACAUUAAAAAUUCAAAGCAAAGAUUAGUUAAAAGUAUAAAGAAGAUGAAAAAGUAAACUCGAAUUAAAAUUAGUCGGACGAUGAAGAAUAACAAUUGCACUAAAUAGAAAAUAUAGAUGAUGACUCACUCUAUUCUUAUUAUUUCAAUUUAAAAGUUCCUUAAGUCUAUAAAAAAUUCGAUAAUUCUAACUGUAACUCAAUUCCUUACUCUAAAAAGAAAUACUUUGCUAGUUAUUUUUGCAACAUAAGAAAUAUUAUCUCAGAUUAAUCAGGAAAGCUGCUAAUGGAGUAGAGUCUGUUAAAAACUAACACUAAAUGCAAUGAAAAUAAAGAAUAAGUUGAUUUAAUUGAAUAAUCAAGCACUUCCAUUAUUGGAAUGGAUGCAUUAAAUUAGCAAGAUUAGCUUAAAACAUUUACCACAGAACAAAGCACUCCAAAAAAUAUAAAUAUAGAUAAUAACUUUGUUUCAAUCUCAUAGCAACUGCCACAACCAAUCUAAAGGCAAAAAAGCAACUCAAAACCAGGAGAUUUAAAGUUUGACUCCAAUUUCGAGAGUGGAAACUUGUUUGCUGCAUUUAAAAUAAGCGAAAAAGAAUAUGAUCUAGUCUUGUAGAACGAUAUUAACUCUAAAGGAAAUACUUAAUGGUUUUUUUUCUCAGUCAGAAAUAUGAUAAAAAACUAGAUGGUUAAAUUCAAUAUAGUGAACUUUCUUAAGAAUGAUUCUCUAUUUAAUUAUGGAAUGAAGCCUGUAGUUUUUUCUUAAUAGGAUAAUAAAGUAAAUGGUAAUAGUUGGGGUAGAGAAGGAUAUAGUAUUACAUAUGAGAAGAGUAACAUUUUAAGAGAAGGUAGUAGCAGUAAAUACUAUUACAAGCUAUCUUUUUCAUAUUAGUUUAAAUACUCUAAUGACACUGUAUAUUUUGCUCAAUGUUUUCCUUACACUUACUCAGAUUUACAAAAAUUUACUACUUCUUUACUAAAUGAUCCACAAAGGAAGUGUUUCAUUUCCAAAAAGCUUCUUUGCUACUCUAUAGCUAAAAAUAAAUGUGAUAUUUUCACAGUUACAUCUUCUUCUUAUUUUGACAGUGAAAAUGAGUAGAAAGAUAAAGAAAAUAUAAGCUCAUUUUAAGAUGUUCUUUCUCCACUCAAGCGUCCUCAUUAAUUAAAAGAUAAAAAGAAAAUAGUCUUUUUAACAGCAAGGUAGCACCCUGGAGAGACUCCAGCUUCUUACAUGAUAUAAGGUGUCAUAGAAUUUCUGACUGAUCCAUAUGAUGAAUAAGCUGCAUUUUUAAGAGAACAUUUCAUCUUUAAAAUUAUCCCUAUGCUGAAUCCAGAUGGUGUUAUACAUGGAAACUAUCGUUGUUCUUUAAGUGGUGUUGACUUAAACAGAUAGUGGUCAAACCCUUCUCGAGAACUGCAUCCAACUAUUUAUUUUGCUAAAAAUGCUAUCAUUAAAUAUUGUACAGAAAGGAAGUGUAGAUUUUUAUGCGAUUUUCAUGGCCACAGUAAAAAAAUGAAUAGUUUUUUUUAUGGAAAUCCUUAUGAAGAAGACCCAUAUUUGCCAAAAAUAAUACCUAUGGAAUGUUAAAAUAUAAAUAAAGGAGUAGAUUUUAGGUCUUGCACUUUUAAAAUUACUCCUGAUAAGGAAAGUACUUUUAGAUAAGCGUUACUCAAUGAAAUUCCUGAAAAUCCAUUUAUUUACACUUUUGAGGCAUCAUUUUAUGGAACUUAAAUUUAGUACUAUAAGAACCAUUUUUCAAUAGAUGACUUCAAAAAUUUAGGAAGAGACGUGAUUAAGGGAUUCUACCGUUCUGUUAAAUAAGAAGUUGAAGAAGAAAUUAGGAUCUAUAGUAAAUAAGAAAUUAAAAGUAAGAGUACUUUAAAUCUUAAAGAAUGUGAUGAUUUAGAAGAUUAAGCUAAUAAUAGUGCUUCUGAAAAUUAUAAAAAAAUGCUUUAAGCUUAAAUAGAUAUUUCAGGUGGGUAAAACGAAGGAGAUAAUAAUGGCUCAGAUAGCAAUCCAUCAGAAGAUGAAUUGAGCAAAUAAGAAUUAAAAAGUCUAAAUAAAUAAAAUUCUAAAAAAAUAAUAAAAAAGCUCUCUGGCUAAUAAAGUUUACUUAAAGGCGAUAAUUUAAUCAGAUAAAAUUCAAGUUAACAAAAUAAGAGAAUGAUAAAAACCAGUUAAGAAGAUAGAAAUUCUUUAGCUGGACUCACAACAGUAGAAACUUCAUCAACAAGAGUUUCCUCCUCAAAAAAAAUUGUACUUCUUUACAAUGACCAGGCAGUAUAGACAGAAAGCAGCUUUGAUUUUUCAAAGUUAUAAAAAUUUAACAAUCAAAGAGAAUUUUUUAACAACAUUAAUAAUAAAGCAUGCUAUACAUUUGAUGACUAAUAAAAUUAUGGUUAUGAUCAAAUGUUAUCUGAGCCUGAUAUGCUUUCUAUUGAUUAAAAAACUAGCUAGUUUAAGAAUAAAUUAAUAAACUAAGCUUUAUAACAAAGAUAAAUUAGCACAUAGGAUUAUUAAGGUUAAUAAAUGAAUAUUCAUAGACCAAAAACUUCAAAUAUAUCUGGAGGCAGAUAAAAUUAUGGGAGUAGAAAUGCUUCUGUUAGCUUUCAUUCAAAGGAUAUGAGUAGCUCAGAAAUAAAGAGCAGUAAUUUACUAAAUAAUAAUUCUAGUUUAAAUGAUGCUUAAAUCUUUUAAAAAAGAGUAUCAUCUUUUCACUCUACGAGUGUUGGUUUCUAUACAAAUAACUAAUCAAAAAAUUAAACAAACAUAAAUAAUGGAAUUAAAGUAGUAAGUUAUAACACUCAAAUACCUUAACAUUAGUUAUUAUUAAAUAUCUAAAGUGCUAUGUAGAGUAGACCCUUUAGCAAUAGAUUAUUCAUAUCAGGAGUUAAAUACUCAAGAGAAAACUCUAAAUCUAAAAGUAUGAAUAACAAUGAUUCAUUAAAUAAAUCAACUAAUUCCUAAAAUUUGAAGAAUAAAAAACACUAAGAAGUUCAAACCUAAAUUUCAAUACCAAUAAUAAUGAAUGUAAAUAAUUAAUCUGUAUAAUAAUAGCAUUGGUAAUAAUAAAUGCAGUAGUAGUACUCUUAGUCUAACAUUCUGAAUGAUAUAUAAAAUCAGCAAUAAAACUAUUCUAAAGGAAGGCAGAGUUAGUAGCAGGAAUAGGUUUAACAGAAUUAGUAAUAGGAACAAGGAUAAUUCAAUUAAAUCUGCAUGUAAACUUAUAAUAAGAAUCACUUGAAUAGCUUCUCUCCUAAAAAGAAAUAAUACAUACUCUGCAUCCAAAAAAAAGACACUCGCUCUAAAAGCCCAUAAUUAAGAUAGCCGAUUGAGAAAAGGAUAUUAAACAGUCCAAUACAAUAAAAUAACUUAUUCAAGAAUAUGAAUUAAAAGCUUGGUAGAGAAAUAAUUCAUUCUCCAAUAAUAAAAAUGUUUAAAAAUAUAAGCAAUUAAAAUAAACAAAAUAACUCAACAAAUUUUCAAUAAAAUAACUCAACCAUUUAUGAAUCUCUCAAUUAAUCUAUAUAUGCAGGUGUUUUAGAUCGAAACAAAAGUUUCAGCAACAACCAAAAUAAUAGCACCAUUUAUCAAUAUACAAACAGUUCUUCUACUAUUUAGAAAGAUCAAAGAAGCAAUAGUCUAAACACUACUUCUUGUGCAAAUAAAACUAGAAAAUAAAGUUCUUGCAAAACAAAUGUACUAAAUUAGAAUAGUAUCUUAUUUACUGAGCAAGCUUCGGUCGAUUAUCUAAAUAAUCUUUAAAUGAACCUCUAGAUUAGGUAAUGUUCUCCUUACAAAAGUCCUACAAAACAUUAUAGAACCAAUUCUAAAAAAGACCACAAAUACAUAAAUACAGAACCAAAUUUACUUAAUUGA